AUGAAUGUGAUGUUGGGCGCUGCGAACCGUCAAGAUGCUGUCGUGAGAUGGUUACUCCUUCUCUCUGCCAGUGUUCUGGUGCUCGGCGUGACUAGCAUUUUCACACUCCAGUUCGGUAUGCUGAAGGCCAACACUUGCCUAGCGGAGAGUAUGCAGAGCUCCGAUGCGACCCGCUACACAGCCCUGGGCAAAUGGAGCGAUGCCCCCAAAGCCAUGCCUCUAAACUGGUACGUCUGCGAGAAGCCGCCAAAUGUCACCGAGUGUGCAAAAGGGUGGAUUCCUCAUGCAGCAGGCUGCUACCAGGUGAUCUGCGACUGGAAGAGCUUUGACGGAGCUGAGGCGGGCUGCGUCCAGCGCGGUGCGCACCUGGCAAAGAUCGACUCAGAGGAAGAGAACAAAUUUGUCCAGAGCCUUUGCGGUUGGGAGUCGUGUUGGAUCGGACUUAGCCAGGACCCGCAAAGCAACGAAUGGCUCUGGCCUGAUGCUACUUCCAUCGGGCGCGCACCUGGCUUCAUUGGGUUCACGAACUGGAACAAGCCGGGGCCUACCUCUGGCCGUGGCCGUGCCGCCUUCAUGAACCACUGGGGCCGCUUGGACAUGCCCGAGCCCAUGGUGAAGCAGGAGGGAUCAACAAGCCGAAAAGUAGAACUUGUCAAAGUACAGAACUAUGACGAAACCGUUAGCUUUACCCGUGCCUAUUGCGGGAGGCCACGCAGCAGGCCGCAGGGCCAUGGCAAUUGGUACGGCACGGACCCAGAUUGGGAGCUGCCCGCCUUCAUCUGCAAGCGUGCCGCCGAUCCGUGUCCCAGCGGAUGGACGACGCGCGGUGUGCAGUGCUACAUCAAGGUCUGCCAGCAGGCGAAUUUCAAGGCUGCGGAGUCCUGGUGCCAAGCCCACGAUGCCUCACUGGUCACCAUCCAGGACGAGCGUGAGAACCACUACGUGGCACAGUUUUGUGGCCUUGACACGUGCAUGCUGGGCCUGUCCAGGGCACCUGGCGCAGACAAUUGGCAGUGGGUCGACGGCAGUUCCGUGGGCAUGAAGUAUCAAUGGCAGGGCUUCACCUACUGGGCUGAGGGCGAGCCAGACGUCAUGGGCCGCAACACCGACCGCGUAGCAGUGAUGAAUUCCAUCACCUUGGAGGAAGCCUUUGUGCACAAUGAGCUGAUCCGGCCUUCAUUCUGGGGCUGGACCUUGGUCCAGGUCCUUGCACCUGUCUCACUGGCGGUUUUGGUGGUCUUUGUCGGGCGGAAGAACAGCAGCUGUGGGGCGCAGCUGGCAAACUGGGUCGUUGGUGCUGGUGUCGUGGCGCUGGUCGUGCAGAUCUUUGGCUUUCUCAGGCUGCUGACAGCCUCACACGCCAACUGGCCAUCGGGAGUCUUCAGCAUGAUGGUCCUCGUUGUCAUCUUGACUUUCGGCCAGCUCGCCCUGUGCCUUUUCGCUUCAAACAAGACGCAGGAGCUCCGAUUCAUGACCACGCGCCCCUACAACUCGAUGGGCGCACGUGAAGUGGGCGACACCGAGGCAUCCCGGGACAUUGCUCUCACGUCGCCGGCUGCGACACACUAA
Molecule: messenger RNA, 1569 nt
Organism: Symbiodinium natans
Lineage: Eukaryota; Dinophyceae; Suessiales; Symbiodiniaceae
Source: the annotation of a GenBank genome assembly